Vitis riparia (riverbank grape) is the source of this 1428-nucleotide messenger RNA. Its product is annotated as annexin D2-like. The record is from RefSeq and is a predicted model, not a curated record. Gene Ontology annotation, cellular component: cytosol; cytoplasm. The coding region runs from base 152 to 1102 and encodes 316 amino acids. The transcript is spliced from 5 exons. Lineage: Eukaryota; Viridiplantae; Streptophyta; Magnoliopsida; Vitales; Vitaceae. Gene Ontology annotation, molecular function: calcium-dependent phospholipid binding; calcium ion binding.
CCCAUCCUCUCUCUAAAAGCUAUUCCAACAAUCAUGAUUACCAACGGAGGUUUCGAUGGGAUAAGCCUUUAUAAAUAAAGACGUCAAGGCCGUAAGGGUCACCACCCCUGCCCCUUUCUCUCCCCCUCAGUAAACGGUGUACUCACACACGAUGGCGACUCUGACAGUCCCCCAAUCGGUUCCUUCAGCAGCCGAGGAUUGUGAGCAACUCAGAAAAGCCUUUGCAGGGUGGGGGACAAAUGAGGCUUUGAUCAUAUCCAUAUUGGCUCAUAGGAAUGCAGCACAGCGCAAGUUAAUUCAAGAAACUUACAAUCAAUCUUAUGGAGAAGAUCUCCUCAAAGCCCUUGACAAAGAACUCUCUAGUGACUUUGAGAGGGCAGUACUGCUAUGGACACCGGUCCCUGCAGAGCGGGAUGCGUUUUUGGCAAAUGAAGCUACAAAGAUGUUGACUGCAAGCAAUUGGGUUAUUAUGGAAAUAGGUUGCACUAGAUCUUCCCAUGACCUGUUCUUGGUGAGGCAGGCCUAUCAUGCUCGCUAUAAGAGAUCCCUUGAAGAAGAUGUUGCAUACCAUACAUCUGGGGAUUUCCGCAAGCUUCUAGUUCCUCUUGUGAGUGCAUUCCGAUACGAGGGACCUGAGGUAAACACGAGAUUGGCAAGAACAGAGGCUAAGAUACUUCACCAGAAGAUAUCAGAGAAGGCUUACAAUGAUGAUGAACUCAUUAGGAUUGUCACUACAAGGAGCAAACCACAGCUUAAUGCAACACUCAACCACUACAACAAUGAAUUUGGAAAUGCUAUCAAUAAGGAUCUGAAGGCCAAUCCUGAGGAUGAAUUCCUCAAAUUACUGAGGGCUGCAAUUAAGUGCUUGACAUUCCCCGAGAAAUAUUUUGAGAAGCUUCUCCGUUUGGCUAUCAACAAGAUGGGGACAGACGAAUGGGCUCUUACUAGGGUGGUUACUACUCGGGCCGAGGUUGACAUGCAGCGUAUUAAAGAGGAGUACCAUCGCAGGAACAGUGUCCCUCUGGAUCGGGCAAUUUCUGUGGACACUUCCGGAGACUAUGAAAAAAUGCUUCUUGCCUUGAUAGGUCAUGGGAAUGCUUGAGCAAAGCUUUGCCAUCCUGAAAGUUUCUAUGAGGGUUUCUCUCCGGAGUAAUAAUGUUUAUGUAAAACUGGUAUGAGUGUGCUUUUAUGGUUUUAUUGUGCUGGCUUGGGUCAAAAACUUUGAGAUGAAGCAACUGGGUUUUUGCAUGUUGUGCUUUUUUCUUUUUCUUUUUUUGGUAUUCAUUUUGAGGUUUCUUAUGCGAGAGCUUUCAAGGCUUGGAAUAAAUGGCUCUCAGCUGGGAUGCGGAUUAAUUGGGGCAACAGUAGAAAGAACAUGGACUUGAAUUGCCUUACUGUGCUGGCCUUCUAGGCCAUGGUUUUUAUGGG